CCUAAUUUAGCAACGGCUUGUAGAACGUUUUGGUAGAGCUGACGACCGUUACUGCACAAACAUGUUGACAACGUGUUUGUUAAUCUGAUAAACGUCCCUGCAGACCGGCUGACCCACCACUAAGGAACGUGGAAUAAAAAAAGGAUGGGUAUUUUAAAGUCAAAAAAGAUGAAACUAAAGGAAAAGCAUCCAUACAAUAAGGACAUAAAAAAUGGGACCUUAAAAAAAGAAGCUUCUAAAAAGGAGACCAAUUUACCUGGAAACCUCAAUAACACUGCCAACACUAUUCAAGGACAAGGCCAUACACAACUUUUCAGUCAUCAAAUGGAAUCCAGCCAUGGUAAUGAAGCAAUGCUCACAAGGAUGCACCAAGUUCCUGCUGUUGAUGCCCCUCAAAACAAGGCUGUGAACAUUUCACAGGAUGCUGACCCAGUCAAAUAUAUCCCAUAUCUUGCCUCAGAUGUAAGAGUGACUCAACAACACACAUCUCCAACAAAACCUAAGGAUAAUAAAACCAGUUCUCCCAAACGGAUAGAUGCCCUCUUACUGCAAUUUCAGCAACAACAAAACAGACAGGUGAUGUUUGGCCCUAUUCAACAUAAGGAAUAUAGACAUUUCCUACCGUCACAGCAGAAUCCUGCAGCAAAGGAAACCACAGAAGUUUCACUACAAACAGCAUCUGCCUCAGUCCAAGACGCCUCACCUCAGGUAAAAUUCAGCUUUGGGAGUAAAGAACAACAAGAUACGAUUUUUCAAUUUCUUGCCUCUAAAAGGCAAGCACCUGUGCGUCGUAUAUGCAAGACAGAAACAGAUUUUGUUUUCUCUAAUGUGAACAAAUCAAACACAGACUUGACCUGGCUUGCAACAGAAAAGGCUCACAAUAUUGCAGAGCAAAUCACAACCACAAAACUGGGUGUUGCUGAAGUCCAUGCCACCAUGCCUGCAGAGCCACCCGGCAAUUCAAGACAAAUGUCAAGUCAGCCAAAAACUCAGGUCAGCAAUAAGGAAAAUGCACUGAACAGUGUCACCAAUGUAACGGUGGACCAUCAAUAUUGCUUCAGUGCCAAAUCCAAAAGCAGCUGUACUGACACUGCCAAAAUUAGGCAAACGCAGAAACUAGCAAAGAAAAUAAAGGCUCAGUCAGGAGCUUACAGAAAGCGCUCCCAGCAAACAGCUGGACAAACUGUCAAGACUGUGCAAGAGACUUCACAGCAGCAAGGCUGCACUGCCAUGGAAGAAAACACCACCAAGAAACACAAUAAGCCACACCAAAUAUUGCAACCCAACAAAGCUGACAAUGACACCAAUGAGAACACUGGCAUACACCAAGUCAAGGUGAAUGCACCAGCAUUACAGGUCCCAGUAGUUGAAGAGAUACCUACAGUUGUCCCAAAUAAUCCUGUCACUCAUAACCCAACUGCAGGCCCAGACACAAGCACCAGAGUCCAGCAUGAACCUAAGGGACCUACUGCUGUUAAGUCAAAGAAAAAGCACAAACUCAAAGAAGUAUAUCAAAACCAACCUAAGAAUACAGGAAGUGUCACAGCGAAAGAAGAGAUUAAUGGGAAUAUGGAAGAAGAGAUAAAUGGGAAGAAUAAUCAGGUUGAAAAAGAAAAACAUGAGCCAGCAAUCACCUCUGUAGUAGCUCCUGAUUUGGUUUGUGCUGAAGGUCGCUGGCAUCCGUUUACAGUGAAUCCGUCCUGUUCCCACAAAGUGCACUGUCGACAUAACCCGGGGAUGGGCUUGCCACAAAACGUCCAAAAGUGGUUUUAUGAAUGCCCAAACUACCUGUGUGAGCCCGCUUGGAUCAUAACAGCAAGACUUGCAGCCUGCAUAGCACUGAGACUGACGGAGGAGGAAGGAGAAAGAUUCUCAUCAAUGACAGAAGACAUUCAAAAUACUUUACGUUAAUAACCUGAAUUUUGUAGAUGGAUUAGUUGAAGUAUAAAAAAAACUUAAACACAGUCACUCAAAAAGUUUAUUUUCUGAAUUGUUUAUUGCAGACAAAGAUUUGCAUUGUAAUAUCAACUGGAUUACAAACCAUCUAGGGAGGAAGAGGCUUUACCAUUUAGAAAACACUCAAUGGAAAUUCUGUCAGUUGCUAGGAUACAAGGCAAGGGCAAUACAUUUCCGUGAGCUUUACUAAAGGAGAAAAUUAAC
This is a messenger RNA of Cottoperca gobio, 2160 nucleotides long. RefSeq lists its product as uncharacterized. The coding region runs from base 145 to 1911 and encodes 588 amino acids. Gene Ontology annotation, biological process: gamete generation; double-strand break repair. NCBI's taxonomy places the organism in Eukaryota, Metazoa, Chordata, Actinopteri, Perciformes, Bovichtidae. The record is from RefSeq and is a predicted model, not a curated record. The transcript is spliced from 4 exons.